AAUCAUCUUUCGCGACUUUCCAUAGUUUUAAUCCGUCCCGCCUUUCCUCUUCCUUCUCUGCUAGAUCUUUGUCCAGAGCUUCAAUCGCAUCAACUCCUCGGUCUUCCCUCUCCGCGUACCACCAAUUCGGACGCUCGUUCUCUUCUACUCCUACCGUUCGAUUCUCACCUUCAUCUGCUAAAAUGGCUGGCGGAAACGUUGUCGAUAUCACUACCGAGGCCGAGUUCAAGGAGAAGGUCCUCGAAUCCCAGGACCUCGUCGUCCUCGACUGCUUCGCCGAAUGGUGCGGACCCUGCAAGGCCAUCGCGCCCAAGCUCGCCCAGUUCAGCGAGGCCUACCCCCAGGCCAAGUUCUACAAGAUCGACGUCGACCAGCUGUCCGGGGUUGCCGCCGAGCUCGGUGUCCGCGCCAUGCCCACCUUCAUGCUCUUCAACAAGGGCCAGAAGGUCUCUGACGUCGUUGGCGCCAACCCCCCUGCCCUGGAGGCCGGUAUUAAGAGCUUGAUUGCGUAA
Molecule: messenger RNA, 512 nt
Organism: Aspergillus melleus
Lineage: Eukaryota; Fungi; Ascomycota; Eurotiomycetes; Eurotiales; Aspergillaceae
Gene: TRX1
Product: thioredoxin family protein
Exons: 2
Coding region: 183-512 (109 amino acids)
Molecular function (GO): protein-disulfide reductase activity
Source: RefSeq, a predicted model, not a curated record